UGACUUUGUUAGGUUGGCAGUAGAUCAUAUGACUGAUUCGACAUCACUUGAAGUCAUAUGAUCGAUUUUGACUGAAUUUCUGGUUUCUGCUUUGCUCUGCAUACAGUAAAGACAUUAUUCUUUAACUUGUCUGACAAACUUGUACUAUAAAGAGGUAUUAAUUUUUAAAAACAUAAUGGCUAGUCAAACUCAAGGUAUCCAACAAUUGUUAGCAGCAGAGAAAAGGGCAGCUGAAAAAGUAGCUGAGGCCAAGAAGAAGAAGGCCCGUCGUCUCAAAGAAGCCAAGGAGGAGGCUCAGGAAGAGAUCGAGAAGUACAGAGCCGAGCGGGAGAAGCUGUUCCGCGAAUUCGAGGCUAAACACAUGGGCUCCAGAGAAGAUGUGGCUGCUCGCAUUGAGGCCGACACCAAGAUUAAAAUUGAUGCCAUGAACAAAGCCAUUGUGGAGCACAAGGAACAGGUAAUCAAGAAAAUUCUUGAACUGGUCUACGAUAUCAAACCGGAAGUUCAUGUCAAUUACAGAGCCGGAGAGCACUAGUGGGUAAAAACGUUUUGGGCUAUAAUUCUGUGUUCAAUAACUGUUGUUGCGAUUAGAAAAUAUAUCUAUAUACUGAAAAAAUAUUGAAUGUACAGUAUUUUAUCCAAUUUAUUGUAAACUAUAAUUAUAAAUUAAUAUAUACAUAUUUUGUUGGUGAUGAAGUUUGAGUGUGAAAAUUUUGGUAAUUGUCAAAAUUCAUUAAGAUUUUUCAUAUAUUGAAUUGAUUACUGCUUCAAAUUUGGUUUCAGAGUACAUAUUGUAUUUCUGUGUUCAAGCCGGUUGUGUGAUGUAUGUCACUAAACCCACCUUGAAAUUGAAUAAUAUUGAAGCAAUUCACGUAAUUUGGAAACAUAUGUAUGUGAUAAUUUUAAUAACGAUUCAUAGUUUUGAAUACUCCUUGCAUAGUAUGAAUUCAAUCUCCUUGUGUAGUUUGAAUUCGGACGUUUGGAAAACAAUGUUCUUUUAAACAAUUGAGUGGGUCUUAUCAGCAGUACAAGUCAAAAACUAAUUUGCUUUCAUUGUAAUCGUGAGUAUGUAAACUUCAAUAAUAGAAUGAUUCAAAUGGCUCUAAUAUGUUUCUGAUAGAGAAUUGAUGUGAAAUAUAGAAUAUUUCAAAAUUGCACUUUCCUGUUGAUGUAACAAUAUAUUGUAAUAUAACUAUAAAUAGUUUAUAGUUGUUGAUUUUAGUUCAACUGUCAAUAUGUUUGAGAAGGUAUAACUUCCUAGGCAACUCGCCUCUUUCAGUUAUGGUGCUGGUUGAUUUUCUGAGUUUCAAAUUUCUUGAUAUACAAACUCAAAUUAAUUAAAUUAUAAUUAAGUUGCUUCAUUUCUACUUCAUAUUAUCAUUUAUCUGUAGGUACCAUUUUUGUAGAAUUAUUUCUUCUUGUUGAAAUUUAUCUGUCAAGCUAGAACGCUUUGAUUUUCUUUCUCAUACAAAUAUCAUAAAUCUGUUUUUGGAUAUUUUUUGCUUAUGAGAGAUUAAAAUCAUUCAUUUGAUUGACAAUAAAAUAAUUGAAGUUGAUGUUUCAACAUAGCUUCAUUCA
Messenger RNA from Nilaparvata lugens (brown planthopper), 1578 nucleotides. It is a transcript of the gene Vha13, whose product is annotated as V-type proton ATPase subunit G. Gene Ontology annotation, molecular function: proton-transporting ATPase activity, rotational mechanism. Gene Ontology annotation, cellular component: vacuolar proton-transporting V-type ATPase complex. Lineage: Eukaryota; Metazoa; Arthropoda; Insecta; Hemiptera; Delphacidae. Gene Ontology annotation, biological process: proton transmembrane transport. The transcript is spliced from 4 exons. The record is from RefSeq and is a predicted model, not a curated record. Bases 176 to 535 code for a protein of 119 amino acids.